Messenger RNA from Macrosiphum euphorbiae (potato aphid), 576 nucleotides. NCBI's taxonomy places the organism in Eukaryota, Metazoa, Arthropoda, Insecta, Hemiptera, Aphididae. The record is from the annotation of a GenBank genome assembly.
AUGUCCGACAACCAGGCACAGCUGCAGGCUGUAUGGUGUCCCCAAAACCAGUCACAACAACACCAAAUUAAGGGGCAACAACGGGAGCGGCGCCAGUCAGUGACCCAGGAGAUGAGCUUGGAGUGCGCCAGGGACUUCGAGUGCGACAAGUGCGCGCGCAUGUUCCCAACCAAGAGGUUCUUGGCUCAGCACUUGGCGCCGGACAAGCGCAAGUGCCAACUGUGCUGCAAAAGGUUCCGGCACGUUAGCAACCUGGUGAACCACGUGCGAGUGCACACAGGCGAAAAGCCUUACACGUGCGUUGUGUGUCACAGGUCCUUCGCACAGGUAGGAAACCUGCGCACGCACAUCCGCGGCGUUCACUCCGGCUACACGCCGUACGCGUGCAACGUCUGUGGCCGGCAGUUCACGCAGAUGGGUAACCUGGCCACGCACAAGCACGUACACGACGCCAAUAAGCCGUACGCGUGCGAUAAGUGCCGGGUGUCUUACUGUCAACAGUACCAAUUGGUCAGGCACCAGAAGAAACACCGCGUGAACGUCUCUCCAGGUCCUUCACAAUCUCAGCGUCAUUAG